GAUGUCACCGGUCAUUUACGCCCCGGAAAACUAAAAAGAGAAUUUUGGGAGGCGAGGUGUCACUCUCACCUCUCUCUCCGGCUACAACUCAUCUUUUUUUUCUCUUGCCAUGGGCGCCGGGGCAAGUGGGGGGAGCGAGGAGGAUGGGAGAAAGAAUCCUUUGAUCUCCACAGAGGGAUCGUGUAUCAAGAAUCUGUAGGAGAAAUUGGUGACUCGUUUCUUCCUCCCCGAACGGUUCUUGAUGGAAACCCCCAAGAAGCACGGCUCGUCGGAAAUCUUGAACCUGGAUAUGUAUCUUCAGAGACAUAAAAGAACAAAGUUAGACAAUGAGGAUAAUAACUAUCGGUACAAAUCUGAGGUUGCAGCUUUAUGUUCCGGUUUUGAGAAAAUCAAAGAAAAGUCUUCCUCCAAAGUUAUAGAUUAUUCAAAUCCAUUUGCUUUGUCGAAUCUUCUGGAGAGGUUGGAUGAUGGAAUAUAUGGAAGUGUAACCAAAGAGUAUGAAACUCUCCAUUCUAAGAGGAUGCAGGUCAUCAAGUUCUUGUCCACAUUACCGCCAUCACUUGCAAAUUCCUAUCCAAGUCUAUUAUCCAGCUCUCAUCAUGGGAUAAAUACUUGGUCACACCUAUCAACCAGAGGGAAUCAGAAUUCAGAUCGACGUGUUGAUAGUUCAAUAUCUUCAGAUAUAAUUGAUUUGGAGGCUGACUCCAUUGAUGCUGCUGCCAAUACUUCCAUGAGAAUGUCUGCAGAAAAAACACAUGAGUCCAGUGUUCAGAAUAUCUUAUAUUGUGCUGAUUCUGAUUAUAGGAUGCAUAGGAAAAUUCCAGAUGUUGCAAAUGGCCCUUCAGAUUCUUGCCCUAAAUACAAAGAAGGGAGAGACAGUACAUCUGUCAUAAUUCUUGAUUCAGAUGAUGAAGAUGCAAUCCAGCAAACAGGAAGUCAACAUGCUUCCCCUUCUGGAAGGAAAUCUUCUGAUCUACGAAAACUGAUAGGAGCUCGACUUGAAAGCCUCCAAAGGCAGGCCAUGAUAACACAAGAAACUCAUUUAAACCAGAUAAUUCCCUAUGACUAUGGAAGUAAUAAGUUAGAUGGUAGUGUUGCACUUAGAGAAAAUUGGCAACCAUCUGUUCAAUAUCAAAAGGUUGUCCUACAGAAAGUUCCUGAGAAGCAGCGAUUUCAGGAUCUUGUGAAUCAAGAUUAUGCAGAGAAGAGAGGUGAAAGACAAGAUGGCAAAGCUCUUGCUCUUGAAAUGACUACGGAGAAAAAAACUGAUGUAAACUCCAUGCUUGUUUCAUCUGCGGCUAUGCAAGAGCAUCCAUCAAUCAUGGGUAUCUGCCAGAAAAAUGAGGCAGAAAACUUAGAAAAUGAUGAGCAUCAGCUAGAUGAUCUGUGGAAAGAAAUGUCAUUAGCUAUGGAGUGCUCAAAGAGUCCUAAAUAUGAUGAGCCAGCUGCUGUACAAGAAGAAGAAGAAGAAGAAGAAGAAGAAGAAUGCAAGCAUUCCCCCGUAUUGCAGGAUGAUCUGGGCAUUGUUUGUCGUAUCUGUGGAGUUAUUCAAAAAAGUAUAGACACAAUAUUUGAAUACCAAUGGGCAAAGGCCCCACGGGCAGCAAGGAUUCACAUGUCCGGAUCAAGAAACACCAAGGAUGUAGAUGAAACAUUUCAAUAUUUCGGACAUAAAAUUUCAGAAGAUUUUAUGGCAGCUGACAUUUCUAUCCAUCCAAGGCAUUUGAAGCAAAUGAAACCACAUCAGUUAGAAGGCUUUAAUUUCUUGGUUAGAAAUUUAGUAAAUGAUAAACCAGGGGGUUGCAUUCUGGCUCACGCCCCGGGAACCGGUAAAACUUUUAUGCUCAUUAGUUUUGUGCAGAGCUUUUUGGCCAAGUAUCCAUUUGCCAGGCCCUUGGUCGUGCUUCCCAAGGGAAUUCUGCCUGUAUGGAAAAAAGAAUUUCAGCAAUGGCAAGUUGAGGACAUACCUCUUUAUGAUUUCUACUCCUCCAAGGCUGAUAACAGAUCACAGCAGUUAGAGGUUUUACGUUCUUGGCAAGAGAACAGCAGCAUCCUCUUUCUGGGCUAUAAGCAGUUUACGAACAUCAUCUGCGACAACGACGCUAGCAAGAUAGCUUCUGCAUGUCGGGAGUCAUUGCUGAAGGUCCCAACCCUUCUCAUACUGGAUGAAGGCCACACUCCGAGAAAUGAGAACACAUAUGUGCUAGAUUCACUAGCAAAAGUGCAGACUCCUCGCAAAGUGGUACUCUCAGGGACCCUAUUUCAAAAUCAUGUUAGGGAGGUAUUUACUAUUUUGAACCUCGUGCGUCCAAAGUUUCUGCGAUUGGAUACAUCUCGUGAUGCUGUCAAUCGGAUCCUGAGCAGGGUAGACAUUUCAUCCUGUAAGCGGCUCUCUAAAAGUUCAAAGUUCUAUGAUUUAGUUGAGGAGACUCUCCAACAUGAUGACAAUUUUAAGAGGAAAGUUAGAGUGAUCCAAGAUCUUCGGGAAAUGACUGAGGAUGUUCUUCAUUAUUAUAAAGGUGAUUUCUUGGAUGAACUGCCUGGCCUUGUUGACUUUACUGUGCUAUUGAAAGUCAGUGCCAAACAAAAAGCAAUUGUUCAAACAUUAAAGAAGUUUGAAAAGUUCAAAAAAAGCUCUGUAGGCAGUGCUGUCUAUAUCCACCCUCACCUACUGGAUAUCUUGGAAAACACAGCUGGGGAUAAUAAGGUCUACUUCGAUGAUGAGAAGAUUGAUGGUUUGUUGGACUCGGUAAAUGUGAGAGAUGGGGUAAAAACUAAAUUCUUCCUUAAUAUAUUGUCUCUAUCCCAGUCUGCUGGGGAGAAGGUCCUGGCUUUUAGUCACUACAUUCUACCUUUAAAAUUCUUGGAAAGAUUGUUGGUCAAAAUGAAGGGUUGGCAUUCAGGAAAGGAAAUUUUUAUGAUCUCUGGUGAUUCGAGUCCUGAGCAGAGGGAGUUGGCAAUGGAGCAAUUUAACAAUUCCCCUGAUGCCAAGGUUUUCUUUGGUUCAAUCAAGGCUUGUGGGGAGGGCAUCUCUCUUGUGGGUGCAUCACGUAUUGUGAUUUUAGAUGUUCACUUGAACCCAUCAGUUACUCGCCAAGCAAUCGGGCGUGCAUUUCGGCCUGGCCAAGAGAAGAAGGUGUAUACUUAUAGGUUGGUUGCUGCUGAUUCGCCGGAAGAGGAAGAUCAUGAAACAUCAUUCAGAAAGGAGCUAAUAUCAAAGAUGUGGUUUGAGUGGAGUGAAUAUUGUGAUUAUCGGGACUUUGAGUUGGAUGAAAUUGAUAUUGCUAGCUGUCAAGAUGUGUUCUUAGAGAGCCCCAUUUUGACAGAAGAUGUCAAGGUCUUGUACAGAAGGUGAUCAUUUGACUGAUGCACAGGAUUGUAUGUUAGGACUUGAAUUUCUUUAGAUGACUGAAUGCAUACGACUGGUUGCAGCUGCUUGAGUAAUGGUGUUGCUCCACUACAUUAUCUUCAAAUGAUGCUUCAGAGGUAAAAUUUUGUAAAUACUUGUGAUCAACAAUUCUGUUGUCUGAAGGUUGAUCCUUGUGGAAACACUUAUCCAUUGAUAUGUAUGCAUGGAUUAGUUGGCAACUGAUGUUAAGUUGUUCACAAUUUUAGUGAGGUGUCUAGUCCUUAUUGAGAUCC
Elaeis guineensis (African oil palm) is the source of this 3642-nucleotide messenger RNA. RefSeq names its product protein CHROMATIN REMODELING 35. Gene Ontology annotation, molecular function: ATP binding. NCBI's taxonomy places the organism in Eukaryota, Viridiplantae, Streptophyta, Magnoliopsida, Arecales, Arecaceae. Gene Ontology annotation, biological process: gene silencing by siRNA-directed DNA methylation. The record is from RefSeq and is a predicted model, not a curated record.